Molecule: messenger RNA, 876 nt
Organism: Cooperia oncophora
Lineage: Eukaryota; Metazoa; Nematoda; Chromadorea; Rhabditida; Trichostrongylidae
Source: the annotation of a GenBank genome assembly
AUGGAAUUUUGGAAGACUUUCAGGCCCGGCUUUGGCAUUGAUCCUGCCGACUCACGCCCUUCACAGCCGGUGUUGCAGCCAAGCAGUGAAACUCCGAAAGGGCCUACCUCGUUUGCUGGAAGCGGCGACGCAGGUUCAGAACACAGGCCAGUGAUGUCGAGGCCCUUUGGCAUUGAUCCUGCCGACUCACGCCCUUCACAGCCGGUGUUGCAGCCAAGCAGUGAAACUCCGAAAGGGCCUACCUCGUCUGCUGGAAGCGGCGACGCAGGUUCUGAACACAGGCCAGUGAUGUCGAGUAGUUGCACGUCGCUGUUGAAUGGUAGCACUCCAAUGGUUGGGCCAUCUCCCUCGUUGUCAACACCCAUGAGCAGAGAUGUAUCGCUGCUCACGUCGUCUUCAGUCAAUGAGAAAAGCUUUGGUUUUCUUGGUACUCCAAUGUCGACUGUGUCAGUAAAUGAAGCCAUAUUAAAAAUGAAUCAUUUGGACGCUUACAACGGUUCGAGACCUUCCUUUGGAUCUGGAGCGUUAACGUCGACACCCUUUUCUUUUGUGAAAAAACAGACCGCUCUACCGACGUCAAACGAGAGUGGGAAUCCCAAGAACGUCAUCGAAAAACAGUCCACUCCACCAGCUUCAGGAGGAAGUGGGAAUCUGAAGAACGGCUUCGAUAAUCAUGUUGCUGUUUCUGAAAAACUUCAGCAUACUGAGCCUGCGAAAAGCGACAAAGAGAUCAAGGUAUGCCGCUACUCACCGUCCCGUUUUCUUUCUAAAGGUAUGAGUAGAACUAGCCCUGCCCAAUCACUUUUUGCGACACGCAGCACAUUCUACACCCCAUAUCUCGAAGAAGGUGAGAGCGUGGCUUUGUCACUAAUUUGA